Molecule: messenger RNA, 1081 nt
Organism: Ciona intestinalis (vase tunicate)
Lineage: Eukaryota; Metazoa; Chordata; Ascidiacea; Phlebobranchia; Cionidae
Source: RefSeq, a predicted model, not a curated record
CUCGCAUGUCGUAGCAACGACAGUCGUUACAAUACGUAUAGUUCUGUUUCAUUCACCGCGUCCCCGCUGUCAGGUUUAUAAAAGGUACUACAUAAAACUGUUCGUGUCCUGAUAAUUUGAGUAUUUAGUUUAUAGCAGUUCUAGCCAACGUCGGUUGUGGCUAAACUCAUAGUGUUCAGGAUUACAGAAAACAGUAAAGUUAAAGAAAAAAAACAACAUUUUUCAAUGACUGAAAAUAAAAUGGAAGAAACAAAGGAACAGAAUAAGCUUGACCAGCGCUACAGUCUUGAUAAUACAAAAAAGUUGGGAAUUGCCGGUAUUUAUAUAUUGCCUAGCGAAAACGAGGAGAAAACAAUAAAAGAAGCACUUGAAAAAGACGCUGAAGAUUUUGAACCGGUGUUAGACAAAUUGGGAUUCAGCGUUAAUAUUUUUAACGAGAGUAAAGAAGCAGGAUCAGUAGCACAGUGUCUAAAAAAACACGCAGAUGGCGUACAAGAAGAAGACCAAUGCUUCUUGGGUAUGUUUAUUGGUCAUGGGUCCCCAGGAACAGUAGAAUCACGUCAUGGGUCUCUUGGAAUACACAGCAAGAUUAUUCCUAUGUUUGCAAAAAUAGAAUGGCUAAAGGGAAAACCGAAGAUAUUUGUUUUUCAGGCGUGCAGAGGUGCAAAGAUGUGCAUUGGAAUGCCUACUGUAACUGGUGCUCUUGCAUUGGAAGAAUUAAAAACCGACUGUUCAGACAUUCUUCUCUGCUAUGCUUCUUUCCAUGGCUUCGUAUCUUACGGCGGAAACUCAGACAAGCCCGGAACUCUGUACCUUCAGAAAUUCAAGGAAAUAUUGAAAACGUUUGCCGAUGGAAACAACAGCUUGGUCGAUAUUUUGACCAGAUUAAACUCGGAAGUGAGGGCUAGCGCCGAAAUAGCAAAGGCGAUUCAAAUGCCAUCGUUUGAAUCCUCGCUGCGGAAGAAGAUAUGUCUAAAAUAUCAAAACAUGGACAGAGCUCCGUCAGGGGAUACUGAAGAAUAAUGAUUUAUAAAAUAUAAAGAAAGUAAAUUGCAUCAAUAAAAAAAACUGUAUUUUUCAA